AGUCGAAUGCAGUUUAUGACCGCUUGGAAAUUGUUGCGGUUAUUGUGCUCAGCAAAAUGAGAAUUUUGGUGUUUAGUGUGAUUCUAGUGGUCGGAGCGGUUUUCGCGGACGAACACUGGUGGCAGCAUGCCAACUUCUAUCAGAUCUAUCCACGAUCCUUCAAGGACAGUAAUGGCGACGGUAUUGGAGAUCUUCUCGGAGUGAAGGAGAAAGUGAGCUACCUUAAGCAAGAAUUGGGUCUCGAUGCCAUCUGGUUGUCCCCGAUUUUCAAGUCACCUAUGGCGGAUUUCGGGUACGAUAUUUCGGAUUUUAGAGAUAUUCAUGAAAAGUUCGGCACCCUUGCCGAUUUUGACAGUCUGGCGCAGGAGUGCAAGAGACAGAAUCUGAAGUUAAUUUUGGACUUUGUACCGAAUCAUAGCAGUGAUGAGCAUGAGUAUUUCAAAAAGUCGGAACUGAAACAGGACGGUUACGAUGAUUAUUACGUAUGGCAUCCCGGAAAAGUACUAAGUAAUGGAACACGUGUGCCACCUUCGAACUGGGUGAGCGUUUUUCGUGGAAGUGCAUGGCAGUGGAGUGAAACACGCAAGGAGUAUUAUCUUCAUCAGUUUCUUGUCAAACAGCCAGAUUUAAACUAUCGUAGUGAAAGUAUCGUAAACGAAAUGAAAGACGUACUACGAUUUUGGCUCAGCAGAGGUGUCAGUGGUUUUAGGAUCGAUGCAGUACCAUAUCUUUUCGAGAGCGAAGCAGUUAAUAACGUUUAUCCAGAUGAAGAAUUAAGUGGUAAAACCGAUGACCCAGAUAAUCCUGACUACGUUGUGCACACGCAUACCCAAAAUCUCGAAGAAACUUUUGAUAUGUCAUUCCAGUGGCGUAAAGUGUUGGAUGAUUUCAAAGCGGAACAUGGUGGUGAUGAUCUCGUUCUAAUGCUUGAGGCUUAUACACCGCUAAUGAAUAUUAUCAGAUUGUAUGGCGAAAAUGGUAGAGAAGGAGCACAAAUUCCUUUCAAUUUCGAAGUUCUUUCCAAUACUUUCAAGGAUAGCACAGGCAAGGAUUUUUACGACAAUAUCAUGCGAUUCUGGAAUGUUUUGCCGUCAGGCCGUUUCGCAAAUUGGGUUCUUGGUAAUCACGACAACAAACGUGUUUCCACUCGGUUAGGAGUUCCACGUGCCGAUCUUUAUAACAUAGCGCUCAACACAUUGCCAGGAAUAGCCGUCACCUAUAACGGAGAUGAGCUCGCUAUGGAGGAUGUGUACAUUCCUUGGAGCGAAACCGUUGACCCGGCCGCAUGUAAUUCGAACCCGAAAGAUUUCAUGCUUUAUAGUCGCGAUCCAGUCCGUGCACCAUUCCAAUGGGACGAUAGCACCAGUGCGGGGUUUUCCACCAACUCCAAGACGUGGCUUCCGGUGUCCCCGUACUAUAAACAGAACAACUACAAACUGCAAAAAUCUGCUCCUCGUAGUCAUGUGAAAAUUUUCAAAUCCUUAGUCAGACUACGCAAACAGCGGACACUCAGGGAAGGUGGCUUUGAUAUGAAAUUAGUGGACGAAGAUAACAUAAUUGUAUACAAACGAGAGCUGCAAGGAGUCAGCACGAUCGUAGUGAUACUGAAUUUCCACAAAUCGACACGUACCGUGAACUUAUCCAAAGUGUUCACCGGGCUUCCGCUGGAAUUUGAAGUCAUCACUUCGUCAUUGCAGACAAAUUAUGUGGAUGGUUCUAUUUUGAAUCGUGACGUGAUCACGCUACCGGCCGAUGCAGCCAUUGUCCUGGAGGGAACUGUGUAGAAGAAUACAUAGUUCUGCAAGGAUGGCAUGAUGGUUAAAAACGAUGGCAUUUAACAAAGGGGCAACACACUCAAAAUUAGUAACAAGAUAAAUAGAUACUAAUUGCAAAUGGUGAUGAUGAUCUUCAAGCUUUAUUUGAAAUCAAUAAAACGGGGUAGAGCCCUGCACAUUCAAAA
Topomyia yanbarensis is the source of this 1960-nucleotide messenger RNA. RefSeq names its product probable maltase. Lineage: Eukaryota; Metazoa; Arthropoda; Insecta; Diptera; Culicidae. The record is from RefSeq and is a predicted model, not a curated record. Gene Ontology annotation, biological process: carbohydrate metabolic process. The transcript is spliced from 3 exons. Bases 57 to 1784 code for a protein of 575 amino acids.